AUGCCUGCUCGAAUAGUUCAACAACCCUCUAACCCCUAUGCGAGGUCUUCCUACGUCUACGACGAUGAUAGAGGCAGAGAACGCGAUUAUUCAGAUCGAGUAGCAUCUUACUCGUCGCCACGCCGAGGCUCAGUGUACGACUACGCGUCCGCAUACGAGGAUGACAGGCGUUAUCAUUCAAGAGAGCGUGGUCGCCACGUUAGCGCCGAGGAACUUGACCGACAGCGACGGUCUAACGAAGCGAGUCUUCCAGAAAGAGUCGUCAUCAUACCCCUCACAUUAUUGAAGAAUCGCGCCCCCCCGUCAGUUCCCGCGGUCAAAGGGAGGCUGCAGAUCUUGCCUACGGUCCAGCUCCCUCACGCAGAGACUCGACUUCUUCCCGAAGAAGUCGGUCAACAAGUCGAUUCAGUCGGUGGUUUGGAGGCCGGCUUCGUGCGUCGCAUGUCUCGAGGAGACAUCGCCGUCAAGGACCGCCGAUUUGAAAUGUGGUCAUCGAAUGUGCAACUCGUGUCUCCGCCUCAAGAACCCAUUCCGCUCCGCUACGUGGAGCAGCUUUUUGAUGCAGACUUCAAAAAGAUUUGGAAUCGCAAGUUUUCCGAGUAUACCACGCGCAACCGUCUUUACUGUCCGUCCCGGAAAUGCGGCGAGUGGAUCAUGCCCGACUCGAUUCGGAGAGAAAAUGGUCGCAAGGUAGCGCGAUGCGGCCGCUGCAAGACAAAGGUCUGCGGCUCCUGCGGCUUAAACUAUCACUCUUCAACAACAUGCCCAAAUGACGAGGCUACCAACAAGUUUCUCAGCCAGGCCCAAGACGAGGGUUGGAAGCGAUGUUAUCGAUGCCAAGCCGUGGUUGAGCUGCGAGAAGGUUGCAACCACAUGACCUGGUGA
Molecule: messenger RNA, 885 nt
Organism: Cordyceps militaris CM01
Lineage: Eukaryota; Fungi; Ascomycota; Sordariomycetes; Hypocreales; Cordycipitaceae
Product: IBR domain-containing protein
Exons: 4
Coding region: 1-885 (294 amino acids)
Biological process (GO): positive regulation of proteasomal ubiquitin-dependent protein catabolic process; protein polyubiquitination; ubiquitin-dependent protein catabolic process
Cellular component (GO): cytoplasm; ubiquitin ligase complex
Molecular function (GO): ubiquitin conjugating enzyme binding; ubiquitin protein ligase activity; zinc ion binding
Source: RefSeq, a predicted model, not a curated record